Spodoptera litura is the source of this 3932-nucleotide messenger RNA. Lineage: Eukaryota; Metazoa; Arthropoda; Insecta; Lepidoptera; Noctuidae. The record is from RefSeq and is a predicted model, not a curated record.
CAUAGUACUUACUCAAUAAAAAGUUUUAUUGAACUGUCAAGUUAGUUUCAUUAAAUUAUAAAGUUGGGAAAGUUUUGUUAAAACCUAGCAACAUUUCUCCCUGCUCAUACGAACGCAAGAUGGCUGCCAAUUUAUGUGAACGCAAGGACAAGUAGAAAAGUGGUAUCCGUUUGUGAUAUUUCGUUUAUAUUUGUGAUAAUAACAUUAUAAAUAUUAUCAUUGUUUUGUGUAUGUGCUUGGAAGAAGUUUUUGUGCAAUAUAUUAUGAGUUAUUAAUGUUUUAAAAGUAGUUUGUGUAAUCUUACGUUUGAUGGUACAAAAUGUUCCUUGUUGAAUUGUGAUUAUUUAUGCAGUGAUACAAGUUUUUGGAUCGCUAUGACGCUUGUUGUUGGAUGAUAUCAGUGUUAUCAUCGGACGGGUAUGGAGAAGGCGAAGGCUUACAUAAAGAGUUCGCUGGCGUCAAAGCCGGCGUCGCCGUGUGCGUCGCGCGACAAAGCGGCGCCCGCGCAGCAGGAGGACACGCGCGUGUGCUUCGUAUGCGGCGGCGCCGGGUUCAGCGAAUACUACACCGUCAGAGUCAAGCCUGAUACGCAGUGCACGGAACCUUACUUCCCGUUUCUGGGCGCUCACGCGCCGCCAGCCGGGUAUCGCGCCGAGAACGACGAGGAAGGUACGGUGAAAUGCUGCUGCGUCUGCUACACCUUCCUCCGCCAGCAGUGGGAGCAGUACGACCGCGAGAACAAGCCACACAGCCAGCGGUUCUACUGGAUGAAGAGGCUCGACGGGAAACCGUUUAUAGGAGCUGACAUGUCGUUCCAAGGCGAGUACGCGGCGCAGGUACUGGGCCUGUCAGGCGAGGGCGCGCGCGAGGAGGCCGCCUCCUCCCCGCGCCCCACCUCGCGUCCCCUCUACCCUCUUGAUGCACCCUCGCACCCCACCAACGACACCUUCCGGAAAGAAGAAAAGGACCAGAAUCAUGUGCAUAAGUUUAAUAAUCAGCGGGGCGGCGCGGCGAACCCCGCGGGCGGCGGCGGGGCGGCGGGCGGCGGCGCGGAGGAGGAGGGCGUGCUGGACCUGCGCGCGCGCGACCCGUCCGUCAUCUCGGUGGGCUCGCAGCACUCGGGCGCGUCCGAGCCCGCCGGGUACCUCGACGCCGUCAGAUCGACGGUGUCGGUGUACUCAGGCAACUCGAAUUCGAGUUCGGAUCGUGAUAUUCUGGACCUUUCAAUGCCGGACAAGAACUCUAUGACGGAGGUGUGCUACGUCUGCGGCGACGAGUACAAACGGGGCACGCUAUACAACCUGCAUACCAAGGAGCCUAAGGAUAAAUCGAACAAGCAGGCGUACUUCCCAAUCUUCGGCGAGCAGCACCCGCGGCCGCCGCGCUCGCGGCCCAAGGACGCGCAGGGCACGGUGCGCGCGUGCGCCGCCUGCCACCACCAUCUGCUGCAGCAGUGGAACCAUUACCAGAUGCGCGCAGUGCCGGCAAACGAGCGCGUGUACACGUUACGGACGCGACCGCCGUCACUACUGCCCCCGUCGCCCCUCAGCCUAGCGAGUUCAGGCGACAAGUCCCUCGCCGCGCACACCCACUCCCCGUCCCUAGAACGACCAGCCAGCCAACCCUCAGCCCCCGCCACUACAGCCAGCUUCGUCUGCUACGUGUGCGGGGUCAGUGCCCCCAGCUCACAACUAAGGCUGGUCUACUGCUGUCCAAACCCCGAGAGAGAACCUUAUUAUCCUUUUAUAACUACGCUCAAACCUCAUCCGGAUGCCAGUCCAAUUAGUCCACAAGGCAUGGUACAAAUAUGUGCGUCGUGUUACAAAAGUAUCCCUCACAAGUACCCGGCGUACGGAGAGAACGGCGAGCCCAACGCCGCGCACAAUAACACACACACUAACAAUAUUAGAUUUAAGCCAUAUGAUAUCAAAUCUAGUUCGAGUCAAUCAAAUAAGAGGCCGUCGAAUGCGUUAUCGAGUAGUCCACAGAGCCAGAUAGUGUCAGGAGAAAAUGGCAUGGGACUGUACAGAUGCUACGUAUGCGCGGGUCUGUUCCCGCAGCAGUCGAUGGAGUGGCUGUCGACGGUGGCGGAGUACAUGAACUCCCACGCCAUGCACUUCCCGUGCCUGGCGGCCGCGGGCGCGCGCGGCACCCGCGUGCUGGCCUGCUCGCGCUGCGUGCGACACCUCGCGCGCCAGUGGGAGCUGCUGGAUGCAGAGAGAGUACCGCUCGAGCAUCGCAGAUACAGCAUCCCGUCCCCCCUUCCGGCGAACUCGUCUAUGAACGGCGAGCGCGUCAUCCCCACCCCACCGUCAACGACGUCUGACCGGACCGUCGCUAGUAAUAAUGCCUGUACAUCAAUAUACUGUUUCCUGUGCGGCCUGCACUCUGACUUCACGUUGGGCCGCAUCCUCUAUGGACAGCCGCAGGGCAACGCGCCAUACUUCCCUUGUCUGCUUACACACCAGAGCCAUCCAAACGCGGAGCAGUUACGCGAGGACGGGUCCGCACUAGUCUGUACCUUCUGUUACCACUCAUUACUUAGUCAGUGGAGGAGGUACGAAACGUUAGGCGGGUAUCCUCCGGAGCGACGCGUGUACAAUACCCACGACUACCACUGUCACCUCUGUGGCAUCAAGACCUACAGGAAACGAGUUAGGGCGCUACCUAUUAAAGAAUUCCCAUUCUUAGUGCAAAGGCGGACUGAAAAUUCAUUAUUAUUAGAAAAUGGCGAUUAUGCUGUAGUAUGUUUAGAUUGUUAUGAAAGUUUAAGGACACAGGCGCAGGACUACGAGCGGCGCGGCGUGCCGGUCGACAAGCGCGAGUACAACUGGCUGCAGCAACCGCCGCCGCCAGAGGACUCCGCCGACGUCACCAUCGCGCGCCUCCCGUCCGGGGACCGCUCCGACAAACUCAUCCCGCAGUCGCUGGUGAUAUCCCGCUCCAGCUCCAAGCGGAACAGUCCCAAGCAGCCCGCCGCCGCCGCGCUCGACCGCAGACUCACGCCCAACAAGGUCGACAAACCCGAUCAAGGUGUAAGUGCGAGCAAGAUUCCGAAACGCGCGGAGAUCCCGCCCAACAAAGGUGGGCCUUUCGCCGCGGCGUUACGGACGCUCGCCAAGAACGCGGGCCCCGACGCCAAGGACGGCGGCGGCACGGGCGGCGCCGCGGCGGCCGAGCGCGACGCCAGCAAGGACAAGCCUCCGCCCGCGCCACCCAAGCGCGCCUCGCCACAUCAUCUACCAGCCAGCGGGUUCCAGCCGUACCGACCCGAUGACAGACUGUCUCACCCGGCGGCGUCGUUCCCGCUACUGGAACCGACCGCGUACUCUCCGUACGCACACCCCAGCAUCUACUCCAGUGCCGCGCUGCAGUACAGGCUGGCGGCGGAGGAGCAGCUGUACCUGGAGCGCGUGUUCCGCGGCGGCGUGGGCUGGCUGCCGCCCUACGCGCUGUACCCGCCGCUCGCGCCGCCGCUGCCGCUCGUGCACCAUCUGCACGACGACCGCGACAAGGACCUCGCGCUGCAGCGCGAGCGCGAGCGCGAGCGGGAGCGGGAGCGGGAGCGGGAGAGAGAACGUGAACGUGAACGGGAACAGCGAGAGAAAGAACAACGCGAGCGAGAGCGAAUGCAGCGAGAGAAGGAGAGAGCGAGAGACGAACAACGCGCGCUCGCCGCCGCCCUACAUCCGCACGCCGCGCACGCACACGCGCACGCGCACGGAGCACACGGCGCACACGGCGCACACGGAGCACACGGAGCACACGGCGCACACAGCGCACACAGCGCCCACAGCGCGCACGCGCACGCGGCGCACCUGCUGCCGCCGCCCGCCUACCUGGCGCGCGGGCUGCUGCCGCCGCCGCUGCUUAUUCGCGACCACGACCCCGCGCGACCGACGACUGCAGUGUUUAACGAAACAUUGAAUUAA